GCUAGCUGUCAGGCAGGCGUGGAUCGCGAUGGGAGCUGGAGUCGCUUGGGUUAUGGGUGCUUGGUGGGGUGUUUUCCUCCUCUGCCGUCGGGGCCAGGGUGAGGACCAGGUCCCGGGGCUGGAUCGCUCAACCUCUGCCCACUGCGGGCCAGGAGAAUUCCUGCACCAGGAGGCCAACGUCCUACGCUGCUGUAGCCUGUGCAACUCGAGUAAGGCAUGCCCAUCUCAUCAGCUGAGGGUCUGCACCUGUGCCAUACCUGGAGAGUUCUGUGAGGAUUCUGAAUGUAAAAGCUGCACGAAGCAUACGUGCUACCCCGGCCAACAGGUCCUCAUCCACGGGAGGUUUGUUUUCGGCUUCACUUGCAAGGACUGUGAAGAUGGAACCUACUCGGAUGGCAUUGAUGGCAAAUGUCUGCCCUGGACUGAUUGUGCCAGGGAGGGAUUUCUCACAGUCCGUCCAGGAAACAGAACCCACAACGUGCUGUGUGGCAUGGCUCCGCUUUCAGGAACAGGCCUCUCCAAUUCCUACAGCAUCCCCGUGGCCAUCCUGACAGGCUUAGCUACGAUUACCUUUGUGCUUGUCAUUAUCCAGCUGGUCCUCCACAUCUUGUGGGUGAGAAAGGAACCCUUCACCAAGGACAGAGAGGCCACCUUGCCCCUGGGGCCUGGACCCCCUGAUGAUAUCUGCAACUGCCCUUUCCCAGAGGAGGAGCGGGGGGAGAAGACAGCAGAGGACAAGACCCAGAUGGGUCAUCUGUGGGCAUAAAGGAGUUCGCCUGACUCAAGCCUGCCACAGUCCGGAACUUUAAAGGGGAUACCCCAGAGACACAAGGACAGAGGCCAGCUUCCUGUCUCGCGGUGCUGUCUUCUCUCCUACCUGAAGCUGCAGCUUGUUCUGCCUGAGGCCCGGGUCAGCGCACCCCAACUAAGAGCCCUUAGAAUGUGAGAUGGUUGAAAGGCCAAGUGGAAACUGAGCCAUUACUCUGGAUCUGGGCCCAAGCCUGGAGCUUCACAAAGGCAGCAUCAGAAUUGGGGGGAUUGGUGUGUCAACACCCCAUUCAGACCCCGGCACUCAAGAAGAGGAAAAGAAGGAGGAGAAAGGGGAGAACCAGCCCUCUGGCAACUUAGACUGAAUAUAUCAACUCCCCAGAGGGGACAUGGGGCAGGACCCCAGGGGGCUGGACCCCAGACCUGGUAUUUCUUCUCCUACCUCUGGACCUUUGCCUAGGCUGUUCUCCUAUGCCUGGAACAUUCUUCUACCUUUCAGAAUCCCUUUUAUUAUUGUUUUCAAUCAAUUAGUCAUGUCCAA
Molecule: messenger RNA, 1309 nt
Organism: Vombatus ursinus (common wombat)
Lineage: Eukaryota; Metazoa; Chordata; Mammalia; Diprotodontia; Vombatidae
Gene: TNFRSF18
Product: TNF receptor superfamily member 18
Exons: 6
Coding region: 29-766 (245 amino acids)
Biological process (GO): positive regulation of cell adhesion; negative regulation of apoptotic process
Cellular component (GO): plasma membrane; external side of plasma membrane
Molecular function (GO): tumor necrosis factor receptor activity; protein binding
Source: RefSeq, a predicted model, not a curated record